UGGACUGAAGGGUCUGUUUCCAUGCCGUACAUCUCCAAGACUCUGUAACUCUGUGACUCUCUAACUCACCAAGCAGGUUUUUCAACUUAUGUUCAAACUCUGCACAGACUACAAGUGCCACAGCAGAUUCUGCUUGAAUCAGAAUUCUGAAUCGAAUGUAUGUGAGCCAAGAUGAAGAUCGCUGCAUUUAACAUUCAGCGGCUUGGGACAAGCAAAAUCUCCAAACCCAAUGUUGUGUCAACAAUUGUCAAUAUUUUGUUACGUUAUGACAUCACCCUGAUCAUGGAAGUCACUGACAAGUCAGAAAAAGCCACAAAAAGGCUGAUGGAAGAGCUGAAUAGACAAGCUGUAAACCAUUACUCCUUCGUAAUAAGCAAACCCCUGGGACGAGCAAGUUACAAGGAGCAGUACCUAUUUGUUUAUCGUGAUGAUAUUGUGGAAGUGAAACGAGUUUUUCAAUACGAAGACAUGCAGCUGGGUGAUGAGGAUGCUUUCUCCAGGGAACCAUUCGUGAUUCAGUUCAAAUCUCGAACCACAGUUGUAAAGAACUUUGUGCUCAUUCCCCAACACACAUGCCCUGAAGAUUCAGUCAAAGAAAUCGAUGAACUAUAUGACGUCUUCCUGAAGAUCAAAGAGAAGUGGAAAGUAAAGAACUUUAUGAUACUUGGGGACUUUAAUGCUGAUGGAAGGUAUGUGUCGAAGGACGAGAUGAAAAACAUCCGACUCAGAACCGAUAAUAAUUUUCACUGGCUCAUUGGAGAUGAUGAGGACACUACCACAAAUGCAAAGACUGACCGGGCCUAUGACAGAAUUGUUGUUUACGGAGAUUGGUUUUAUAAGCAGAUUGUUCCAAAUUCUGCCAAGCCUUUCAACUUUCAGGAAGAACUGCACCUGAGUGAAGAGCAGGCUUUGGAUGUGAGCGAUCAUUAUCCUGUUGAGGUGGAACUCAAAUUAAGAAAUGAAAGAAAUUAAUCCAACCUGGAUUGAGUCAGUGGACUGGAGAACAUUGCGUGAAUAGAAACUGGAAAACACUGAACUAAUUGUUGAAUCUUAACAAAAUUUGAUAUGUCCAUUGUGCUUCAGUAUUUAAAAAUCCAUACUUUUGCCAUCAGCUGCUCUGGUAAAUACAAACGAUUUGACCUUUUUCUAUUAUUACAGCAGAAAGUGGGUUCUCUCACUUUUAACAAUAAAAGUAGCAACUCAUGUUAAGGA
Molecule: messenger RNA, 1212 nt
Organism: Chiloscyllium plagiosum (whitespotted bambooshark)
Lineage: Eukaryota; Metazoa; Chordata; Chondrichthyes; Orectolobiformes; Hemiscylliidae
Source: RefSeq, a predicted model, not a curated record